Messenger RNA from Lingula anatina, 1900 nucleotides. RefSeq lists its product as uncharacterized. NCBI's taxonomy places the organism in Eukaryota, Metazoa, Brachiopoda, Lingulata, Lingulida, Lingulidae. The record is from RefSeq and is a predicted model, not a curated record.
AUACCAUGUACAAUGACUUUGUGAACCAUCCAAGCAUGAAAGAGUUGACCUCUAGGGUGGUCUGGAUUCAUGUGGAUCUGCCUGGACAGGAGGAAAAUGCACCAGAUCUGCCUGCAGAUGAGUUCCAUCGGAAUGCCAAAAAUUGGGAAGGGGGUCCGCACCAGGUCGGUGUCCAUGGAGGAGGCUGACAUGCCCAAAAUUCGCACAGGAUCUCUGAGUACAAGCCCACCCAAGACUGAUGGGCAAACGGGGCAGUAGUCUGUGACCUGUCUGGACCUCAGCGUGCACUUGGUAUAGUCUAUUGACUGAACUGACUUGUAUUUAGCCUAUGCUGGUUAACUGCCAUGACUUAAGGAGACUUUCUGUGGCACACUUCUCAUUUAGCAGCCUUUGCAAGUAGGCAAUGAAAGAACUUCCUAAGUCAGGGUGGUUUUCUUUGCUGCUUGCAGAAGAAUUCAAUUGUUAAGAGAGAGAUUUUGAAAUGGUUUCAUAUGUGAGGAGACAUGCUUGUUGAAACAAAAUUGUUAAUGUUAAGAAGUGACCUUUAGAAAUUUUCUUCAGUAGCUAAUUAUAUACAUGAAUUAUCUCUUGUCGUCUAUCAGCAGCAAUAAUUGUAAUACAGAUUGAGAGGGAAAAAACAUUGUGUUACUUAAAGGAUAAUUUGAUUGUUAUGAUAAUUUGAUUCCACAAAUUUAAGUAGUCACUGACUUGAGUUUUGUUAAGUUUGAAUAUUACAACAGGGAAUUAAUACAAUUUAGUGUAAUUUCUGUUGUAUGCGUAAAAUAAUGUACAUGUAUCAUAAUGACUUGGAUCUUUUCAAUGGACAAAAGUGUUUCAGACAUAAUUUCAGAAUCAAAUAAAAAUUUUACAAAGCAUGUGGUUUUUUACUGCAUAGAAUAGAACUGUAGGGUAACCUGCUUUCCUAUUUUUUGCUGCACUCAAGAAGAGUGUUCUGAUUUAAAGAACUUUUGACUUAAAAAUAUAUUACCUGUAAAAUUCACUUUGCCCCAUUGAAAAGAUAGAGUCAUUACUGUAAUUUCAAGACUUAUUAGAUGGUGAUGGUAGAAGGCAGUGUCACAAAAUGAGUGGUACCUAAGAAUUGGUCAUCCUAUUGACAGAAGCUGAAAUAAGUAGCUUGUGAAGAGUUGAGCAAGUUGUCCAGUGAGAUUCAAACGUAUAUACUGUCAUUUCAAUAGUCAUUGAUCAAAAAUGUAUGUAACAACUUCCCACUGAUUAUAUCUUAUAAGCGCACUUGAUCAUAAUUGUAAUUCCAUUCAGAUGCAUUUACAUUUGUAACACUAAAUGGCAUUUAAGUUUUUUUUUGUACUAUUUCAGUGUACAUAAUAUGAUUAAAAUAUUGCUUUUGUGUUCUUGUUAGUGUGUUUCACUGCCAAUCACCCGCAUCGUGUGACGAUUUAAUUGGAAACUGUAGUAACACAGAUUAUAAAUGUUAGAUUGAGAUUUUUUCCUUUUUGUAGGACUCUGAAAAGGGUUGCAGUAAAUAAAAAGAUCUUUUUUUGUUUAGACAUGAAAUUUUGAUUUCAAAUGUAAUUAUGGUUUACUGUGCAGAAGCAGACAAACCUUAUUGUGUUGCACUUGCUGGUAUCAGAAUGAACCGACAUCAAACUGUAGGCAUACAUGUUCAAGUAUGGGUACUGCUUUUAGCUUACACCCAAAAUAUGUAAAAAUAUUCAGGGAUAAUGCUCAUUUUCAACACAUCAUUUAUAACAUGGGUGUUUAAUUUGAAUUUCCAGCUAAGAAAUCGAUGGUGGUGAUAAUGAUAACAAGAUGAAAGUCAUUUAUUACAUUACCAGAAGGGUAUUUAACAUGUAUAUUGAUUACCUCAAGUGUCAAUUCCAAUGUAAUCAUCAUCAGUAAAUAAACCAUAGUGGCCAAAUUA